Messenger RNA from Callorhinus ursinus (northern fur seal), 1137 nucleotides. RefSeq names its product transcription factor 24 (gene TCF24). Gene Ontology annotation, biological process: regulation of transcription by RNA polymerase II; developmental process. Gene Ontology annotation, molecular function: RNA polymerase II transcription regulatory region sequence-specific DNA binding; protein dimerization activity; DNA-binding transcription factor activity, RNA polymerase II-specific. The record is from RefSeq and is a predicted model, not a curated record. NCBI's taxonomy places the organism in Eukaryota, Metazoa, Chordata, Mammalia, Carnivora, Otariidae.
GCGGACCUCGGCGGGUCCCGCUGUCCCAGCCCUACAUGGAGUCUGGCCCACACACGCCUGGCCACGGGGGCGACCGCAUAAAAGGCGCGCCCAAGAGGGCCUAGAAGCGGCUGUCGACUUCGGCUGGACGAGGAUGGAGUGACUUGUGCGGCCCUGGCCACUCAGACCAAGCUCGACGCUCCUGGUCCGCUCUUGGAGCGGAACGGAGCCCUGCACGGCCGCUCCAGGAAAGGGCACGCAGCGCGGGAAGCCGCCAUGGACCGCGACGGCCCCGCAGGCAGCCCCCUGAUCGCUAGCAACGAAACCGCGACCCCUGUUGCCGCCACCCGCGACUCGAGCCCGGGCAGGGCCGGGCCAGGACCCGCGGGCCCGGGCGGCGGCGGGCGCCCGGGGGGCGGGAGGCCGGCUGCAGCGAACGCUGCGCGGGAGCGAAGCCGCGUGCAGACUCUGCGGCACGCCUUCCUGGAGCUGCAGCGCACGCUGCCGUCGGUGCCGCCGGACACCAAGCUGUCCAAGCUGGACGUGCUGCUGCUGGCCACCACCUACAUUGCUCACCUCACCCGCAGCCUGCAAGACGACGCCGAGGCGCCGGCGGACGCUGGGCUGGGCGCCCUGCGCGGCGACGGCUACCUACACCCUGUUAAGAAAUGGCCCAUGCGAUCAAGAUUAUACAUUGGUGCUACUGGUCAGUUUCUGAAGCAUUCUGUGUCUGGAGAAAAAGCAAAUCAUGGCAGUACUACAACAGACUCACAGCCUUAGGCUUUUCCCUGAUGGGUGCUGGUAGAAAGUGGCGUGCAUUGUUUUUAAAUAGUAGGAAAUCAGUCUGUAUUUAUUACAUCAGGCAUAACAAACAUCAUUCCUGAAAGUCUGCAUGUGAAUCCAUAGUGGGAAGUUCAGAUUUAUCUGUCUCAUCUAAAUAAAUGUGGAAUGAAGUCAUCAGUCUUGUAUAAAAUACACAGCUUAUCUAUCCGUUGUGAGAGAUAUUCACUACUGUAUAGUGCAAGAAAAACUAUUGGAAAAAAGAAAAGCACCCAAAUCAAAGAAUUGUGUAUAUAUCCAAAGAAUGCACACAUUUUCUGUAGGUAUCUAUUACACCCUGAAAAGCUGAUAUCUAUCAAUAAUCUUGAUAGUUUAAAA